This is a messenger RNA of Myotis daubentonii (Daubenton's bat), 4365 nucleotides long. RefSeq names its product transcription factor 7 like 2 (gene TCF7L2). Gene Ontology annotation, molecular function: RNA polymerase II cis-regulatory region sequence-specific DNA binding; DNA-binding transcription factor activity, RNA polymerase II-specific. Gene Ontology annotation, cellular component: catenin-TCF7L2 complex; beta-catenin-TCF complex; chromatin. Lineage: Eukaryota; Metazoa; Chordata; Mammalia; Chiroptera; Vespertilionidae. Gene Ontology annotation, biological process: canonical Wnt signaling pathway; regulation of transcription by RNA polymerase II. The record is from RefSeq and is a predicted model, not a curated record.
UGUUCCUCUCGCCCUGUCAAUAAUCUCCGCUCCCAGACUACUCCGUUCCUCCGGAUUUCGAUCCCCUUUUUCUAUCUGUCAAUCAGCGCCGCCUUUGAACUGAAAAGCUCUCAGUCUAACUUCAACUCACUCAAAUUCGAGCGGCACGAGCUCCUCCUGUAUCUUCGGCUUCCCCCCCCUUUGCUCUUUAUAUCUGACUUCUUGUUGUUGUUGGUGUUUUUUUUUUUUACCCCCCUUUUUUUAUUUAUUAUUUUUUUGCACAUUGAUCGGAUCCCGGGGAACGAGAGAAAAAAGAAACCCAAACUCACGCGUGCAGAAGAUCUCCCCCCCUUCCCCUCCCCUCCUCCCUCUUUCCCCUCCCCAGGAGAAAAAGACCCCAAAGCUGAAAAAAAAAGUUCACCUUGGACUCGUCUUUUUCUUGCAAUAUUUUUUUGGAGGGGGGAACAAAACUUUUUGGGGGUAUUUUUUUUUUUUUUUUUUUUGCUUUUCUUCCUCCUUCAUUUUUCUUCCAAAAUUGCUGCUGGUGGGUGAAAAAAAAUGCCGCAGCUGAACGGCGGUGGAGGAGAUGACCUAGGCGCCAACGACGAACUGAUUUCCUUCAAAGACGAGGGCGAGCAGGAGGAGAAGAGCUCGGAGAACUCCUCGGCAGAGAGGGAUUUAGCUGAUGUCAAGUCGUCUCUAGUCAAUGAAUCAGAAACGAAUCAAAACAGCUCUUCCGAUUCCGAGGCGGAAAGACGGCCUCCGCCUCGCUCCGAAAGUUUCCGAGAUAAAUCCCGGGAAAGUUUGGAAGAAGCGGCCAAGAGGCAAGAUGGAGGGCUCUUUAAGGGGCCACCGUAUCCCGGCUACCCCUUCAUCAUGAUCCCCGACCUGACGAGCCCCUACCUCCCCAACGGAUCGCUCUCGCCCACCGCCCGAACCAUUAUUAUGAUCAUCUUAUCCAUAGCAACAAAUAAAAUACACGGGUCUCGAUUGAAUGCCAAUGCUGCAGUUCAAUCUAGGAAGCUCCAUUUUCAGUCCGGGAGCACACAUUACUCUGCGUACAAAACGAUUGAACACCAGAUUGCAAUUCAGUAUCUGCAGAUGAAAUGGCCGCUGCUCGAUGUCCAGGCAGGCACCCUCCAGAGCAGACAAGCCCUCAAGGAUGCACGCUCUCCGUCGCCGGCGCACAUUGUUUGUCCCCUCCCUUGCUGCACUCAGGGCCACGACUGUCAGCACCUCUACCCCCCCUCAGACUUCACUGUCAGCACUCAAGUCUUCAGGGACAUGAGAAGGAGCCACUCCUUACAAAAGGUUGGGGAGCCCUGGUGUUUGGAGUCGAACAAAGUGCCCGUGGUGCAGCACCCUCACCAUGUCCACCCUCUCACGCCUCUUAUCACAUACAGCAACGAACACUUCACCCCGGGAAACCCGCCUCCACACUUACCAGCUGACGUAGACCCCAAAACAGGAAUCCCACGGCCUCCGCACCCUCCAGAUAUAUCUCCGUAUUACCCACUAUCUCCUGGCACCGUAGGACAAAUCCCCCAUCCGCUAGGAUGGUUAGUACCACAGCAAGGCCAGCCAGUGUACCCAAUCACGACAGGAGGAUUCCGCCACCCCUACCCCACAGCUCUGACUGUCAACGCUUCCAUGUCCAGCUUUCUGUCUUCUAGGUUCCCUCCCCACAUGGUCCCACCACAUCACACUCUCCACACGACCGGCAUCCCCCACCCGGCCAUCGUCACGCCAACAGUCAAGCAGGAAUCCUCCCAGAGUGACGUCGGCUCACUCCACAGCUCAAAGCAUCAGGACUCCAAAAAGGAAGAGGAAAAGAAGAAGCCCCACAUAAAGAAACCUCUCAACGCGUUCAUGUUGUAUAUGAAGGAAAUGAGAGCGAAGGUCGUCGCCGAGUGCACGUUGAAGGAGAGCGCGGCCAUCAACCAGAUCCUGGGGCGAAGGUGGCACGCGUUGUCGAGAGAGGAGCAAGCAAAAUACUACGAGCUGGCGCGGAAGGAGCGGCAGCUCCACAUGCAGCUGUACCCCGGCUGGUCCGCACGGGAUAACUAUGGGAAGAAGAAGAAGAGGAAAAGGGACAAGCAGCCCGGGGAGACCAAUGAACACAGCGAAUGUUUCCUAAAUCCUUGCCUUUCACUUCCUCCGAUUACAGACCUGAGCGCUCCUAAGAAAUGCCGAGCGCGCUUUGGCCUUGAUCAACAGAAUAACUGGUGCGGCCCUUGCAGGAGAAAAAAAAAGUGCGUUCGCUACAUACAAGGUGAAGGCAGCUGCCUCAGUCCACCCUCUUCAGAUGGAAGCUUACUAGACUCGCCUCCUCCCUCCCCCAACCUGCUAGGCUCCCCUCCCCAAGACGCCAAGUCGCAGACUGAGCAGACGCAGCCUCUCUCGCUGUCCCUGAAGCCCGACCCCCUGGCCCACCUGUCCAUGAUGCCUCCGCCGCCCGCCCUCCUGCUUGCCGAGGCCGCCCAUGGCAAGGCCCCUGCCCUCUGUCCCAACGGGGCCCUGGACCUGCCUCCCGCCGCUUUGCAGCCGCCCAUCCUGCCCUCGUCAUCUAUUGCACAGCCGUCGACAUCUUCCUUACAUUCCCACAGCUCUCUGGCCGGGACCCAGCCCCAGCCGCUCUCCCUGGUAACCAAGUCUUUAGAAUAGCUUUAGCUUCGUGAGCCCUGCUUGUUUUGUGUAGUGUUUCAUUUUGCUUUUCUUCAUUUCCUCCCCCCCCUUUUUGGAAGGUUUUGUUUUGUACCCUUAAUUUUGUGCCACGUGGCUACAUUAGUUAAUGUUUAUCGAGUUCAUUGGUCAAUAUUUGACCCAUUCUUAUUUCAAUGUCUCCUUUUAAAUAUGUAGAUGAGAGAAGAACCUCAUGAUUCUACCAAAAUUUUUAUCAACAGCUGUUUAAAGUCUUUGUAGCGUUUAAAAAUAUAUAUAUAUAUACAUAACUGUUAUGUAGUUGGGAUAGCUUAGUUUUAAAAGACUGGUUAAAAAGCAAAAAGGAAAAAAAAAAAAAGAAGCAAUUUGGAAGCAGCCCUCCAGAAGGAGUUGGUUCUGUAUUAUUUGUAUUAAAUACGAGCUUGCGAACCAAUCAUUUUACAUCUGGUUUUUAAACCACCAGGGCACGACGAAUGCAGUGCCGUGAGUUUUUUUUCUUCUUCCGUGUGAAACAACUUUUAUUGUGAUGUUACUUGUUAUUGUUUAAAUGUACAGAAACAAAGGGUUAAAAUGUGUUAAUAUACCUUGUUCCAUGGUGUUGUUCUUUUGGGGGGGGAGGGGAUGCUACUCAACACUUAAUGGCAUCACAGCGCUGUUGGACCAGUAGUAUUUAUUGCUUUAGAGAUCGCUCGUCGAGCCCGUACGUCGUCCCUUUUAAAAUAUGUUUUCCUUUUUUCUUGAAACUGUGUAAAGUCUUUUUUCCCCCUUAGCAUCAGCAUCUUAUAUAUAACAACUCAUUUGUACAAGGUUUUUAAGUUUAUAUAUAAAAUGUGUAUAUAUAUUUUUUUGUUUGUUUCCAUUUUCGACUUUUUUUUUUUUUCUGUAUGAAACCCAAAUGCCGCCAAAUGGACAUGAAUAGUUGCAUUAAAGGAUCAGUAGCAUUAACAGAAGUUGUUUUAAAAGCCAUUAUGUGAAACAAGACUUGAAAAUUAGCGAGGGAAUUUUAGCGACGCUGUUUGAGCGACGACGGGAACCUCCCUGUGUCCUCUUUGAACUCACAGUCGAAUGCCCUGCACCCCGAGGAUGUGGACUGACUGCGGAACUUUAUGUGCCAAAAUUCUCAGUGACUUUAGCUUUCUCCCUCUUUUCGAUGCUGUAAUUUCCGUUCACCAUGUUUUGCUGUGAUGUUACAUAGGUAGAUCUGUGUGUAGUUUUAAUGUCACCUAUAACAAGAUGUGUUUGGUAGCAGAUUGUCCAGAAAAGCAUUUUAAAUGAAGAGGUAUAAACCCUUAAGGGCCAAAAUUCUGUAUAUUAGAUUACUCUUAAAGGAAAAACCAGCUACCGCUUCUAUGUACCCGUACGACAUACGAGUAGGUAGCGAACUUUAAAAAUAAACAAAACCUAGGCAUGUUGAUGUUGCAAAAUGCUGUAUAAAGCUGAAACCUGUUCACUCACAGUGCCAUUGUAGUUGACAUGAAGCGAUUGUAAAACUGUCUCCGAUUUUUCUCUGGUUUAUUAAGAUGCUAACGAUAACAUUUUUUUGUGUGUGAAUACUUUGAAUGUUUCCUAACAGUUGUGAUGUUACUGUUCCGUUUUAUGCUCUUAUUCCAAUUUCAUUUCUAAUGGUUUGGAAGCCAUUUUUGUAAUGAAUAAAUGUUCAUGCUGUACAGUAUCUGUAGCAUGCCGUGCUGGGUUAAUAAAAGCAACUUAGUGUGUGCAGAUGAA